Messenger RNA from Triplophysa dalaica, 1338 nucleotides. RefSeq names its product growth associated protein 43 (gene gap43). Gene Ontology annotation, biological process: regulation of growth. Gene Ontology annotation, molecular function: protein binding. NCBI's taxonomy places the organism in Eukaryota, Metazoa, Chordata, Actinopteri, Cypriniformes, Nemacheilidae. The transcript is spliced from 3 exons. The record is from RefSeq and is a predicted model, not a curated record. Bases 179 to 766 code for a protein of 195 amino acids.
UCAUUGUUGGCAGUGCAGAGAGACAGACAGAGUGACUGAGUCUGAACUGUGAUGAGUUUGAGCAUCAGCUGUUGAUACAGCCGGCGCGCGCGCGAGAGAGAGAGAGAGAGAGAGAGAGAGACGGAGAGUGUGAAGAGAGAAAGGAAGAAACGGAGUGAGACACUGAGAGGAUAAGACUAUGCUGUGCUGUAUCAGAAGAACGAAGCCGGUCGAGAAGAAUGAAGAAGCCGACCAGGAGAUCAAGCAGGAUGGAAACAAACCUGAAGAAACCGUCCACAAGGCCGCCACAAAGAUCCAGGCCAGCUUCCGGGGACACAUCACCCGUAAAAAGAUGAAAGACGGCGAGAAGGAGAUGGAAAACGGCGGCAUACCGGACGAGGCCGAAGAGAAGCAAGAACAAAUCACCUCAUCCGAAGAGAAGCCGGCCGAAGAAAACGCAGAAGAGGCCAAACCUGCCAAGAGUCCCGCUGUCGAGCAACCCAAGUCACCUGCUACGGAAGCACCGUCCACGGCCGCCACGCCCCUCCCCUCAGACACGCCCCCUAAAGAGGAAGUCCAGGAGCAGCCGCAGGAAGAGUCUGAUGAGAAACCUGUUGAAGACGUGAACGCUCAGAAGGAAGAAGAGGAAGCCAAACAAGCCGACGUGCCUGAAGUCUCUGAGAACCAUCAAACAGACCAAAUAGACAAACAAGAGGUUGUUGAAGACUCCAAACCAGCAAAAGAUCUUUCAGACGCCGGCGAGGAGAAUGAAGUGAACGACCAGUAAAAUGUAAAAGUCAUGAAAUAAUUCACAGGCCGCUCUCGGCUCUGUUUUUAUGUUUGUCCUCUAUUUCUGGUGUGGCAAUGAUUUUCUGACAUUGGGAGGGAGUUUUGGAACGCAGCUUCAGCGGGAUGACAUCAGACUUCACCACAACGGACACAAACCACCAUCUUUACCAAGGUCCGUCAGAUUUUCUAGCGUCGCUCUUUUACUCCUUUUCAGAGGGUGGGCUUCAUCAUUGCAUGAGAAUUCUUCCUUCAGCAACAAGAAGCGUCACAAACCCUCACCAAACUCAUCCAUGUGGCUUCUGUCAUGUCCUCGCUGUUGAUCUUUAACUGGAGAUAUUGCUGCACAGAUGUUAAAAUCACUGAGAAAGUCUUUCUGUUCAAGCGAGUGCAGUGGGAUGAAUCAGAGGAGUAAAAUCCUGAAAUAUGCUUUUAUGUCUGUUUUGGAAAUAAAGAAAUAAAGAAAUAAAUAUGUGCCAAUUAUCUUCACAACAUGCCUUUCUUCAUUCAUUAUGAACAAACAUUCAGAUUGAUGUUUUGAUUUCUGCAUAUUAAAGCUGUUCUUAAAGGACA